CGUGAUCUCAACGAAUAAAUAUUUGUAACAUAAUAUACCGAAGUAAUAUACCAAAAUAUGUAUUAUCGUUCGCGAAGUCCUAUAUAAGAUACGUGUGAAACUUCAUUGCAGAACAUUGCAAUACAGUAUGAAGAUUCUACUGGCACUCGUCGCACUGAUCGCUUCGGUCUGCAGCGGUUAUACAUUCAUGGAUAUGGUUAAGAAGUACAUGCAGCCAGCCGGAGAAAGUCCCGAAUUCUGGGGUAACGACAAAUACGAUUUCGUCGUCGUAGGAGCUGGUUCGGCAGGCUCCGCGAUUGCCAAUCGCCUGUCGGAGAACAAGAGAUGGAGAGUCCUGCUGUUAGAAGCGGGGUACCCGCAAAACAUACUCAACAAGAUUCCCCUCUUGGUCGGCUAUUACCAAUUGACCGAUUUUAACUGGGGCUACAAGAUAGAGCCGCAGAAGAACGCCUGUUUAGGGAUGAUCGAUCAUCAGUGCUCCUGGCCACGUGGCAAAGCUCUGGGCGGAACGAGCACCUUGAACUAUAUGAUCCACACGCGCGGCAACAAGCAAGAUUAUGACAAAUGGGCCAGUCUAGGCAACGCGGGUUGGUCCUAUGAGGACGUUCUUCCAUAUUUCAAGAAAAGCGAGAGGUUCAAUAUACCAAGGAUAUGGGCUGAUGACAGUGAUGAAGAUGAAUUAUCUGCUAGGCCAUCUUUUAAAACUUUUAAUAAAGGACCAAAAAACUAUAGAGCACCUGUUAGUUUUGUUGCUGGUGGUAUUCAACAAGCAGGGAAAUCAAAGGAUGAAAAAGAAGAUAAUGAUGAGGAGGAAGAUGAAGAAGAGACACAAGAUUCAAAACAUCAGGAUGAUUCAAGCUCAGAAGAUGAGAGGUCAAGUAACUCAAAAUCACAACCGUCUUUCUCUUUGAAUUUGGAGGGCGACAUUGCAGGUUUACGUAAAAAGCGGAAUCAAAUAAAUCCAUUAUUGAUAAAAAGUGGAGUGGGCAGUUGGGAAGUACAUACAAAAGGUAUUGGCGCUAAAUUGUUACUGCAGAUGGGAUUUGAGCCUGGGAAAGGUUUAGGCAAACAGUUGCAAGGAAUUAGCGCACCAGUGGAAGCGCACCUCAGAAAGGGAAGAGGUGCAAUUGGUGCUUAUGGUCCUGAAAAGGUGCCCAAAGUACCAGAUGUAAAAAAAGAUGAGGAUGGAGAGGAAGCAAAAGAACUCAAAUCCAAAGUGUCUCAAUGGCGAAAAGGUGAUAGUAACAAGAAGAAAACAAAAUAUCAUUACAGAAGUGUGGAUCAAGUUUUAGAAGAUGGGAAAUUGAAGCCAAAUAGAAAACUUCCAGUGUCUAAUGAAAUGAGUAGGGUCAAGGUGAUAGAUAUGACAGGGCCAGAGCAAAGAAUUCUCAGUGGAUAUCAUGCGAUCGCAGGUGGGCAGCAGUGUCCCGACGAGAUUGUAAUCACGCCCGAUAAAAGGGCCAAAGUAAAUUUUGCCCUACCUGAGUUACAACAUAACUUAAAUUUACUCGUGAAUAUGUGUGAGCAAGAUAUUAUUCAAAAUGAUCGGCGGAUGAGAUAUUUAAACGACAGAGUGGUUGCUCUAGAGGCAGAAAAAAAGAACUUGUCGAAAGUCGUCGAUCAAAAUAGCCAACUGAUUGAUACUUUGGAGAAUGUGCUCGUGAUUGUGGACAGGUUAAUGAACGAAACGAAUGAAUUGACUUUGCAAGAAACUGCUGAAGCUUUUAAAAAUUUAGAAGAUAAUUAUUACGAAGAGUAUAAAAUGUACGAGCUUGGUGAAUUAGCCAGCAGUUUCGUGGCUCCGAAGAUAAAAGAUUGUUUGUUAAGCUGGAAUCCACUGAUGGAACCAAAGAAACCAAUUAAAUUGUUUGAAGAGUGGAAGGAUAUUUUGGAAAAUGGAACUAGCACUACGCUUCAAACACGAGCCAUGCAUCCAUAUGAUCAACUAGUAUGGAACGCAUGGAUGCCAUCGAUCAGAGGAGCCAUACAGCAAUGGACAUGUAGGCAACCCGAACCUCUAAUCGAACUGAUAGAGCAUUGGAUGCCAUUAUUGCCCAACUGGAUCUUGGAAAAUAUACUAGAUUUGUUAAUAUUACCGAAAUUAACAUUGGAGGUGGAAGAAUGGAAUCCUCUUACUGAUACUGUACCUAUCCAUACAUGGAUUCAUCCAUGGUUACCAUUAUUGCGGAAUCGCUUGGAUACUCUAAUUUAUCCUAUAAUACGUAGAAAACUUGGAUCUGCUUUGGGAGGUUGGCACCCAUCGGAUAGAUCCGCCAGAUUAAUGCUGCAACCUUGGGCACAAGUAUUCGCCAAGGGCGACAUGGAAGCAUUCCUGGUGAAGAAUAUAAUUCCAAAGUUGCAGGUAGCUCUGUCCGAAUUUGUUAUAAAUCCGCAUCAACAGCAUUUGGAUCAGUGGAAUUGGGUGUACGAAUGGAAGGAUUUAAUCCCGUCUCAUGUAAUGGCGGGAUUGCUCGACAAGUUCUUCUUUACAAAAUGGCUGCAAGUCUUGGCUCUUUGGCUCAAUCAUUCUCCCAAUUACGAUGAAGUUACAACUUGGUACAUGGGUUGGAAGGGGAUGUUGAGUGACAAGUUACUAGCGGAACCAGCGAUAAAAGAGCACUUCAAGAAAGCGUUAGACAUGAUGAAUAGGGCCGUCACCGGAUCACAGAGUCAUCAACCCGGUGCAGUGGAACAGGUUUCGUACCUAACGAGCUUAGAGAGGACUCAACCGACGAUGUCGCAAAUAGCACCAAUUGCGCAACCGCGGAUAGAGAGACUCGCGGAGGCAGUGCGAACCGCCUUGCAGAUCCCGCAAGGUUUCAAGGAACUCGUGCAGAAGAAGUGCGAAGAACGUGGCAUAUUGUUUAUGCCGAUCCCGAACAGAUACAAGGAAGCCAAGCAGGUGUACAAAGUGGGCAACGUCCAAGCGUAUAUCGAUGGCAAUGUGUUGUUUGUAUGUCACAAUGGUACAAACUGGAUGCCGACGCAUUUAAAUGCCUUAUUGGAUAUGUCUGAACUUUAGGGAACGAUGUGAAAUUAGAGCCGCACAAUUGUUCCGAUUGUAUGAUAGCGAUUGUUGUAUUCAUACUGUAAAUAUGUUGUAAAAUAUUUCCUCUGAAGACUAUUGAAAAAGAUUGGUCGGAUAUAUUAUUGUGUAUCUGCAGGUUGUAUCCACCCAUAUUCACUCUAAGUACGUACGUAUUUAACUUUAAAUACGCUGAAAACCGUUUUUGCACUGCUAAAGCUGUACAAUGAAACGAUAUCAUAUUUUGCUACGUGCGCAUCUUUCACAAUUUUAUAUAAGCGUGCUUUUUUGAGUAGUCAAUAAACGGACAUUUACACGC
Molecule: messenger RNA, 3344 nt
Organism: Harpegnathos saltator (Jerdon's jumping ant)
Lineage: Eukaryota; Metazoa; Arthropoda; Insecta; Hymenoptera; Formicidae
Gene: sip1
Product: septin interacting protein 1
Exons: 8
Coding region: 128-3022 (964 amino acids)
Biological process (GO): spliceosomal complex disassembly
Cellular component (GO): U2-type post-mRNA release spliceosomal complex
Molecular function (GO): nucleic acid binding; oxidoreductase activity, acting on CH-OH group of donors; flavin adenine dinucleotide binding
Source: RefSeq, a predicted model, not a curated record